Messenger RNA from Colletotrichum truncatum, 2922 nucleotides. RefSeq names its product ankyrin repeat and SAM domain containing protein 6. NCBI's taxonomy places the organism in Eukaryota, Fungi, Ascomycota, Sordariomycetes, Glomerellales, Glomerellaceae. Gene Ontology annotation, molecular function: catalytic activity. The record is from RefSeq and is a predicted model, not a curated record. Gene Ontology annotation, biological process: nucleoside metabolic process.
AUGGACCAUCGCAGCUAUGCCAUCGCUUGGAUCUUGUCCACCCCCGAUCACCACUCUAUCGCUACUUCGUUCUUCGAUGAGACCUAUCAUCAGUUCCACAGCGCAGCCUGGAAUAUGACCUACAGCACUGGCAGGGUCGGGCAGCACAACGUUGUCGCUGCGAGCAAGGGUACUGCCACCACAUCUCAGAACUCUGGAGAUGUCGUCGACAACUUGCUACAGGAGUUUCCAUCUAUUAGAGCGGGAUUCUUAGUGAGCGUCAACGCGAUAACGUCUCACAAGGGACCUGCACGUGUGGGCGAUGUUGUGGUUGGAACGCGACCAAGCCUGCAGAAUGGCAUACUCUACUUCAAUGCCAAGGAGACGAGGGAACAAAACCGUCUGGUCGUGACCGGCGAGCCAAAACACGUCCCUGAACAGAUCGCAGAGGCUGUUGAGGGCUUCCUCAAUCAGAAAGGACGUAACGACUGGCUGCGAGCCAUCGCUAAAGGCAGCACUCAGUGCCAGCGGAUGGUUUUCCGCGGUUUGAUAGCGUCUUCAAAACAGCUCCUUAACGAUGCAGUUCUCGUUGAUCGCCUCAGAGGCGAGAAUAACGUCGUCUGCUUUGAGACGACUGCUGCAAGUAUAAAGUCUCAGUCACUUACAGUCGUCGCUGGUAUUGCCGGCUACGCUGGCAGUGGCCAGAAUGACUUGCCAUCUGCCGAGGUUUGCAAGCUUGUUAUUUCUUAUCUGAGCUGUUUGACCCGUCGUGUCAACACCAAUGUCGUUUCUGAACCGCCACUGACAAGCUACUACCACUACGAACCCAUUGACCUUGAACGCCCAGGGUUUCGACUUCUCAGCCUCGAACGAGGGUUCAAGGGUGAGCCGAUUCGGUGCCGCAUUUUUCAGGCAUAUCUAUACAACAAAUCGGAUGAAGCCAACAAACAUAACGACCUAAGCCUCAUACCAUACGAAGCGCUGUCAUACUGCUGGGGAGACAGUACAAGGCUCCGCCACACUGUUGCAGUGGAUGGAAAAGUGCUUUUCGUUACGGAAAACUUGCUUGAUGCCCUCAAGAAUUUAAGACGCGAUUAUGAAGAUCGCAUACUCUGGGUUGAUGCUCUUUGCAUUGACCAAAGCAACAUUAGAGAACGUGGACACCAGGUUGAAUGCAUGGGCAAAGUGUACGAAUAUGCCGACAGUGUCUUGUGUUGGCUAGGUCAUGUCGAACAUACCACCAGCCAUCUCAUCACGCUGUUUCAACGGUUCAAGAGGAAUGUUCCACAAGUGGCAUGGGAGAACUGGCCCCUUCAUGAUUCCAGAUGGUCCCAUACCUGGGAGCAGACACUGAGCGGCCAGCCAAAUCAUGACUAUCCAUCACUACUGAGGCGCCUAAUGGCUAAUGAAUGGUUCAGUCGUGUCUGGAUUCUGCAGGAGGUAGCCAAUGCCGGCAAGGCUUCUCUUGGCUGUAGUGAGGGCUGGGUUGAUUCAAAAUCCUUUACUAUGGCACCAACGCUUCUUGGUGUCCAGCCAGACAGCCAGUGCCAAGCCAUCAUUGAUAUUAUGCCCGGUCCAUCAAGGAAGUUUUCAUGGUGGUCACAGGAGUCAAACAUCUCGACCCUGUUGUGGAGAUUCAGAGACUGCCAAGCGAGUGAUCCUCGCGAUCGGCUGUAUGCCCUUCGAGGUCUUGCUUCUGAUGGCAAGAGGUUUGAGGCAGACUACACCAAAACGGAAGAGGCUGUUAUGAGGGAUGUUGUGGCUUAUUUGUUUGACCAAGAGAAUCCCUCGGAUACUUUCGGCCCAGCAAACAUUGCAGACCUGCAGAUAAAAAUACCUGAUCUUUCCGCUAUCACUCUGGAAAAAAAGGUCCUAUCUGGAGCAAUGAUCGAGGAGGUGAAAAAGUUCAUGCAGAAGCAGAACUCGACGGUGUCGCUCUCGGAAGCUGUCAUCAACUACACUUGGUGCACCCAAUCAGACCUGAUGGCUUAUUUCGAGACUGGGCCAGCGUUCCAGGAUCUUGUUCUCGGAGAUAUUUCCCAAGGUUUGGCAAACAAGCAUACGAAGGCUUUGGGAAGAUACUUGGAAGAAAGGGAGGGCUACGUGCUGGUUACUCAAGAGACUAUGCAGGCCAUAUCCCGGAACGGUAUAGACCUGGCUCAACUGGUAUCACAACCUGGCCGAGACGAUAUUAAAGUUACUGCAGCGCUAGUCAAACACAUCGCACGACAGGGGCUAGACUCGUUCAAAAUGCUUCUCAACAGCCGCAUGAGCGAAGUUGCUGAUAGCAUUAUUAGAGCUAGAGAAUUUGAUGGAGACUUGAUGGUGUUGUUGCUUGAUCAACAAGGCGAAAAAUUCCAGAUCACAGAAGACUUUGUCAAAAUGGCUGCCGGGAAUAGCUUCUCCGGCGAGGAGGCCAUGAAGUUACUACUUGAUCGACGAGGAGACGAAGUCAAAAUUACUGAAAACGUCAUCAAGGAGGCUGUAGGCAAUAGGCCGUAUGGUCAGAAGAUAAUAAAGCUGUUGCUUGAUCGACGAGGAGAGGAAGUCAAGAUCACAGAAGACGUUGUUAAGGCCGCUGUAGGUAAUCGAGUUUCUGGCGAGAAAGUGAUGAGGUUGUUGCUUGAUCGACGAGGAGAGGAAAUCAACAUCACAGAAGACGUCGUCAAGGUGGCUGUAGGGAAUAGGUCGUCUGGCAAGGAGGUGAUGAGUUUGUUGUUUGAUCAACGAGGAGAGGAAAUCAAAAUUACAGAAGAUAUCGUCAAAGAGGCAAUAGGGAAUAUCUUGUCUGGUGAGAAAGUGAUAAAGCUGUUGCUUGAUCGACGAGGAGAGGAGAUCAAGAUUACAGAUGACAUCGUUAAGGCGGCUGUAAUGAGUAGAGAUGAGAAGGUCACGAGGUUGUUGCUUGAUAGAAAGCAAAGAUUGAAGCCACAAGUGGGUUAA